GUGCCUGCGCGCAACGUCAUUUGAAGCUUUGAAGCUUCCCUGUUUAGGUAGCCGGUACGUUACAAAGUAGCUGCUCAUGGACUUGAGCUUCGUCUCGCCUCGUCGUCACCCACAACGCUUCUGGCCCCUCAUUUCCUUACCCGGUCUCGAAACGGCGCAACACGCAAAGGCGAGCAUACGAGGUUACCCUUGCGCCUAUACUGCGACGAAGACCGCAGUCUGUCUCUGGAAUCGCAGUUGCGGCUUGCCAGGGCCCUACCGUCCAUCCGAGCCAGCUUACAAGGUCGACGGCGACGCCGCCUCCGCCGACAAAGACAACGCCGUGGCUGCCGAUGCCCGCCGUGCGCCGUUGACUAGCUCCCUGACCUAACCUCGGGCACCUGCACGAUGCCCAACAUAUCUCGCUGGAAGGCCAUUGACCGCGCCCUGGGUUUCGAGAGACAACCCGGAGUCGGCGGCAGCGGCCAUCAUCGCGACUGGCUUCACCAAGAGGAGCAAGCUUUGCUCCCGCAGCUUCGAAAUGAGCACCUGCAGACAAAUGUGCCGCCUGCCGAGGUCACCAAGGUGUGCCUCCGGCUGCGACAUUUGCUGCAGGAAUGCAUCCCUUGCGAAAUGGACGAGGCGCGCAUCACGACGCCGCACAGUCGCAUCGUCACGACCAAGGUCGUCAAGGCCGCCAAAGAGGCUGGUGGUGAGGAAUACAAAGGCUGCGUGGUCUACUGCUUGCUCGUCAAUGAGCGUUGGUUCAGACAUGAGGCUCUCGUCGAGCUUUGGGAUGCCGGCCUUCAUAAAUUACGAGCUGUGGCUUGUGGCGUUAUUGCAAAGGCCAUGUAUGGCCCUUUGCAUCUUGAUAUCGAACAGUCCUGAGGCUGACUUGCUGCAGCAUCGAGAACGAAGAGGACACAAACUACCUGUUGCAUGCUGUUCUCCUCCGACGGUACUCCUUCCUUUCCAAGGGCACUCCGACCAUGCCUGUCAAUGUCAUUGAAAAAGCCGUCGAUUUGCAUUCUGUCAAGGUCAUUGGCUCCUCGGGCUACCAGAAGUGCAUAGGCUACCUCUGGCGAGGCUGGCUUGUCCAGGAUGAAAACGAUCCCUCCGUCUUCGUCGAUUAUGCUGACAAGGACAACACCAAUUUUCUCGUCCAUAUGGACCCGGACCGCAUGAGGGCGCCGAGGUACCAGAACGCCGCUCAGCUGCUCUUCUCCGUCAUCUACCUCAUACUGUACACUUCUGCAAUCAAUUCGGUCAACCCACGCGGCGAACUGGACGCAGCGGAGGUGUUGAUGUAUAUUUUCACCCUUGGCUACGUUUGCGAUGAAUUGGUCAAGCUCUACAAAGCAGGAUACCAUAUACUAGGCUUUUGGAAUGCGCUGAAUGGCCUCUUAUACUCCUUUCUGACGGCAUCGCUGGUCAUACGCAUCAUUGGGCUAGCUGCACCAGCCGAUUCGGAUGAACGCGAACAUUAUAGCAAGCUGAGCUAUAAUAUGUUGUCCUUUGUCGCCCCCAUGUUCUGGUCGCGCCUCCUGCUAUACUUGGACAGCUUCAGGUUCUUUGGCGCCAUGCUCGUUGUCCUCAAGGUGAUGAUGAAGGAGUCGGUCAUUUUCUUUGCUCUGCUCGUUAUCAUCAUCAUUGGUUUUCUGCAGGCGUUUAUUGGUCUUGAUCUGGCCGACGACAACGUCGCCGAAGAUGCCUUAUUUAUAGUUGAGUCCAUGUUGAAGGCAAUCUUGCAGAGCCCAGAGUUCGAAGGGUUUGAGGGGUUCGGCCCCCCUUGGGGUAUCAUCCUCUACUAUUGCUUCACAUUUGUUGUCAUGAUUAUUCUGCUCAACAUUCUCAUCGCUCUCUACAACUCGGCUUACGAAGACAUCUACGAAAACGCCGACGACGAAUACCUUGCCCUAUUCUCUCAGAAGACGAUGCAAUUCGUGCGAGCUCCCGACGAGAAUGUGUACAUUGCCCCGCUCAACCUCUUCGAGAUUGUAAUAUCUGGUCUUUUCGAGUGGUGGAUGCAGAAGAAGACAUACGAGUUCAUCAACGACUGCGUCAUGGGCGUCUUGUAUUCGCCACUGCUGUUUGUCGCAGCCUGGUUUGAAACGCGUACGGCGCAUCGCAUCCGACACAAUCGUGCCCGAGGCGAAGAGGACGACGACGUGGUAGAGGAGUGGGAGCAUGAUGCGCACGAGCUCGACUUUGAGGCAGAGGGAUGGACCAAGAAAUGUGACGCUGUUAAGCCGAACUUGGAAGAAGAUCCUGCCGUGCUGGAGGUCAGGAAGUUGCGCGCCGAGGUGGAGGAGCUGAAGAGUCUGCUGGUUGAUAUGGGACGCAAUGUUGGGGCCAACAACGACGCGGCAAGGUCAAAGUCUGAGCCAUCCAGCAACCUUCACGAGUCUCAGCGCAGUGACGACACCAAGGUCCCCGAACCUGAACACAGUGACGAAAGAGCUUCUGGCUCUGGCUCUUGAGAAGGAAACAAGGAGUAAUUUAGCCCCGCCUGCUCACCGCAUAGUCACUUGCGGUCGCGCGCCAGAGCUUCUAUUUUGUCUAACGAUCUUGGCACUAGUAAAAGGACGUCUAAAUCGCCCGGCUGAGAAGAUGGCGUCCCUCUUACGACCCCUAGUUCAAUCUUGGUGCAUGCCGUGAGAGAAGGAGGCUCACGGCGACCCUUGCCUCAUCACUCAGGCCGCAGGAAAGUAGAUGCUAUGCAAUUGCAAGAGACUUGGUUAGCGCACAUGUAUAGUGUUCGGGGGAAAAUAGCAAGGCUCCUGUCUGGGUUCUCACUUAC
Purpureocillium takamizusanense is the source of this 2779-nucleotide messenger RNA. RefSeq names its product Calcium channel yvc1 (gene YVC1). The transcript is spliced from 4 exons. The coding region runs from base 969 to 2459 and encodes 496 amino acids. Gene Ontology annotation, cellular component: membrane. The record is from RefSeq and is a predicted model, not a curated record. NCBI's taxonomy places the organism in Eukaryota, Fungi, Ascomycota, Sordariomycetes, Hypocreales, Ophiocordycipitaceae. Gene Ontology annotation, biological process: transmembrane transport; monoatomic ion transport. Gene Ontology annotation, molecular function: monoatomic ion channel activity.